GCCAACUCCUCCCACACCACUCCGUUCAUGUCAGCUCACCGCCUCCCGCUCCGCCGCAGGCCAGACCUGAGCGCGCCAGAAGUCUGGCCCGCAGACACCGUCGUGCGCCUCCAGUCCCUUGCCAAGAUCGUCAUCUACCCCCUCCUCCCUGUGUAUGCACUGCGAUGGCUUUUCAACCCGCGCGGCCAGAACCUGUGGACGUACCUCCUCUCACGGAUGGACGUGUGGCGCGGCUACCUCGUGCCACUCCUCACGCCGCCCGAGAGCAAGGAGCUGGCAGCGCGCCCCCUCCCCAAUUCGCUGCAGUAUAUCCCUUUCCCUGAGGGGAUCUGGGACGGCGCCCGCUGGGAGGUCGCAGACAUCCCGCCCGCGCCGAAGGACAUGAUGGGGCACCUCGUCGACGGGCCGGCAUGUGUCAAGCCCGCUACACGCCCCGGGUUUAUGCUUACUCCCCCGGGGGCGCGUGGGGCGGGUUUCUCGAAGGCGCAGCCCGGCGAGAAGAUCAUCCUCUUCAUCCAUGGCGGUGGUUACGUCAAGGGCCAUCCAUUGUGGACACCGUUUCCACUCAAGCUUGCCAAAGACCAUGCAGUGCGCGCGUUUCUGUGUAGCUACCGCAAGACGCUGUCGGACGACACGGCAUUCCCCGCUCCACUGCUCGAUGCGCUGGCAGCGUGGGCGUACGUAACACUGACGCUUGGGUUCGCGCCGGCCCAAAUUGUCCUUCUGGGCGACAGCGCGGGUGCGCACCUCUGCCUUGCACUCGUGCAGCAGCUGGCAGCGCUGGGGCGACCGCAGGCCGGCGCCCUCGCCAUGGUGAGCCCGUGGGCCGACUUCACGGCCAGCUUCCCCAGCUGGGCGAACGAGAGUGUCGACCACCUCUCGCGUCGUUUCCUGCUCGCGGCGAUCUGUGCCGCGGCCCGACACUACGCGCCCGAUGCGAUCCCCGAUCCCCUCUUCUCGCCUGCCCUCGCCCCGGAAGGCCACUGGGCUUGCCUGUGGGCCACGCGCGUGCUCGUCAGCGUGGGGACGUACGAGGUGUUCGCCGACGAGGAUUAUGCUUUGGUCGAGGGGAUGCGGCGAGAUGGUGUUGACGUCACUCUGUUUGAGGAUAUCCAUGGGCUGCAUGAAGGACCGGUUACGCUGUGGUCGCCUGGAGCAUACGAUUGCUUCAGUGCAGGGGUUGGGGUUCUGUUGAGAUCACCGCAAGGACGGUAAGUAGACGGUAGACGGUAGACGGUUGCGGCCGGAUGUGCCUUGGAGGAGGCACGGGUUUAGUAACCGCCGAGGCCGCAUUUCAAUCUGCACGAUCGCAAGAGUUGAAUGAGAAUGCGUCAGCAGGUCAGUAUCACAGCUCUAAUACGGUGCAGAGAACGAAGAGAGCGAUGACGUGGG
This is a messenger RNA of Cutaneotrichosporon oleaginosum, 1392 nucleotides long. RefSeq lists its product as uncharacterized. NCBI's taxonomy places the organism in Eukaryota, Fungi, Basidiomycota, Tremellomycetes, Trichosporonales, Trichosporonaceae. Gene Ontology annotation, molecular function: lipase activity. The record is from RefSeq and is a predicted model, not a curated record.